AACACCACGACGUGUCUGUAUGUGGAAUACAUGUCUUUGUUUACAAACCCGGGCUUUUAUUUUGAAAUGUAACAUUACAAGGAAGGAACUAGGAGACACAUGUAAACAGAGGUGAAGAGACUUUGGAGAGCAGAUGCCCUGAGCUCCUAUGGGUGUCCACGGUUUGACCACCUUUGUGGAGGGGAACAGAAACUUACUCCAAGAUGUGAAGUUCAGGGACAGCAGCCUGGUUAUUGAUGGCUGCAGUCUGUAUUUCCGCCUCUACUUUAACCACAGUUUGGACCAGCAGCAUGGAGGGGACUAUGAUGCAUUCGCUUGCUUGCUCACCCAGUUCUUCUCUGCGUUGGCGGCCUGUAACAUCCAGCCAUAUGUGGUACUGGAUGGAGGGAUUGACCCAAGUGACAAGAAGUUUCCCACUCUGCGUCAGCGUCUGCAGUCCAAGAUAAAGGAGGCAGACAGUCUCUCCCAUGGCCGCAAUGGCUCUGUUCUCCCCAUCCUCACAAGAGAUGUUUUCAUCCAGGUCCUCAUCCAGAGCGGUGUCCCACUGGUCCAGUGUCCAGCUGAGGCUGAUUGGGAAAUUGCAUGUUUGGCUCGCCAGUGGAACUGCCCAGUUCUGACCAAUGACAGUGAUUUUUACAUCUUUGAUCUGCCAGGUGGUUACCUGCCUCUCAGUUCCUUCCAGUGGACCAACCUUAACGGUAAAGCCUCUCACCGCUACAUCUCGGCCCGUUGCUACACCACUAACGGGCUGUGUCGCCGGUUUGGCGGCAUGAACAAGGAUUUGCUUCCCUUAUUUGCCGUCCUUGCUGGUAAUGAUUACGCCAUGCCAAAAGAUGCUGAAAAAAUCCUAGAUCUGAUCAGUGUGAGUGGAUUAGGGAGAGGUGGUGGCAAAGGUAGAGCACCUGUUUCCCGCAUUGAGGGUUACCUCCACUGGCUGUCCUCUUUUUCAAAUUCAGCAGCUGCACUGGAGGAAGUCAGCAUUCUUAUGGGGGAGGGAGGUGGAGGCGUACGGGGCAAGAGAGGACAGAAGGGGGGGCUCAGUUCACAGCUGUGGGCGGGUAUGCAGGAGUACCACAUCACCACUCAAAGCUCUCUGGCUCACUGGUUCUCUGAAGGUAAGGCAGCUCCUGGAGGGUGGACCUCUCUGCUGCCAGAGUGCCUGUCGCUGGCUGCAGCUCAGGGACUAUUGGCUCCCUUGGUGGUAGAUGCCCUGGUGAUGCGAAGGGUCCUGCUCAUCCCGCAGGUGGAAAACAGCAGGCUAGCCAGCAGCCAUUGCAGUGCCAGUGCCAUACGCCAGGCUAUAUAUGGUAUAUUACUGCAGAAAGGCCAAGAUGUCCAGGCACAGGAUAUGAGGGUGCAUGAAAACAUCAGCCAGGGUAUGAGAGGUGGGAGAGGCCGAGGGGGAAGGGGGCGAGGAGGGGGUCAGGUUGUUGGAGGUAGGGGUCAGGUAAUUAUUUCACCCACACAGCUGGGUGUUGAUUCAGGAUUUGGCAUUGAACAAGCAGCUGGUGCAGCUCUAGUAUCAGCCCAGGGCUAUAGUGCUCCCGUGUGUGUGGAGGAGUACGACCGCAUGGAUCUGCACCUGAAGAAAAACCAGUUAGAAGCACAUCCGCUCAGAACCCCCGUACUUCUAGCCACACUCGGCCAGGCUCCUGUGAAAGUUCGUCUCGGUGUCCUGUUAGAAGUCUUGGGACUGAAGGAGUCUGCCCUGGCUCCUGUUCCUCUCCACCUAAGCCUGGUCGUAGCAGUGACAGCCUUCUGGCUCCGAGAGGCCAAACCAACACCCUCACAGCUCCAGCUCCAGGCUCUGGUGCUUGGCAUAGUUUACGGAGAGCUGUCCCGGAGCAACCAGCCUGGAGCUGCCCACCACCAACAUACAGUCCCACAGCUUAACUGGGCUGCAGAGCGCAACGUGUGGGCAUGGCUGGAUCGACAACGCGUGAGGCCAGGGGAGAGGCGGGGCUUGGAUAUCGGAGCGGCUCACAGUUUCAGCCAAUGGCAGGCCUGCCUCUGGAGUGCACUGUGUCUUAAUCAGCUAUUGCUGCAGCCACUGCCUGAACCCCACCUGUCAUGGUUGUACAGUGGUACGUUGGUGCACGGUCUCCUCAAGUAUCUGAGAGGAGGCCAGGCGGCUGAAUCUCUCCUCGUUGGGGGUUCCUUUUCCGGACUGCUCUACUUAUCCUUGCUGGACACUGUGAGGAGCUGCAGCUUUAAGACCCAUCCUUCCUCUUCGGCAGCAGCGAGGGGGAAGAGAGGCGGAGGCCGGGGAAGGAGAGGAAGAGGAAGAGGGGGAGCUGGAAGAGGAGGAAGGGGAAGGGGGAGAGGGACUGAGGAGAUAAACAACAGGUUUUCUCUUCUGAUGAGCGACGAGGAGUCUGACGAUUGAUGAGGAGGCAGAG
Molecule: messenger RNA, 2399 nt
Organism: Anoplopoma fimbria (sablefish)
Lineage: Eukaryota; Metazoa; Chordata; Actinopteri; Perciformes; Anoplopomatidae
Gene: aste1b
Product: asteroid homolog 1b
Exons: 7
Coding region: 149-2386 (745 amino acids)
Source: RefSeq, a predicted model, not a curated record